This is a messenger RNA of Mycotypha africana, 237 nucleotides long. RefSeq lists its product as uncharacterized. The annotation marks the transcript as partial. NCBI's taxonomy places the organism in Eukaryota, Fungi, Mucoromycota, Mucoromycetes, Mucorales, Mycotyphaceae. The record is from RefSeq and is a predicted model, not a curated record. The transcript is spliced from 2 exons.
AUCAAAUCCAUGUUGCAAGCUGGUUAUUCGUUUUCUGCCAUCAUACAGCGUAUUCCUGGAGUCAAGAAAACCACAAUUGCUGACUAUAAAAGGAAGUUUUUCCCUGAUAUCGUAGGCGGUGCACCUGGUCGCAAGUCUGUUAUUGUUGUAUAUGUUAUCAGUGCUACAACCCGUAGCUACAUUCGGAAGCAGCUUGUUUUGGGUAAUACAGUGACUCACAAAACUGUUCACAUGUUU